AUAUGUACGAACAAAGAAACACUUCCGAUCCAAACCCAGCCAAUAAUGCGCUGUGGAAUUUAACGGGCCGCCCCGGGUCGCAUCAAAGUUCGAAUGCCGCAUCUCUUCCAACCUCUAUUCCGCAGAGCAUUUUCAGCAACCCCAGUGUACAGCCUUCGAGUGUGGUUAAUUUGUCGAAUUCAAGUGAUGUCGUGAUCGGGCCAAUGACCCAAUACCAAGGACCCGUGACAAUUUACCAAUACAUGGAUGCCACAGUGGAGGCCCGUUCGAUGCAGGCGAAUGGUGGUGGAAUAAAUCAAACAAGAAAUACCUCGAGUACAUCCGUGUCACAAAAAAUUACAACCACAUCGAAACUAUUAGUGGCUCUCAUUUCACUGGUAUUAAUUGUGGCUGCAAUUAUUAUUUACGUUGAACUGACACGCAAACCCCCCGAACCGCUGCGGGGCCCAAUAUUUUUUAGCAACAACUAUGAGCACGACACAUUUCCGAAUUUAGGAAACGGUCAUAUUGUGGUCGACCGAUUGCAGUGGGGCGCCUCGGAAUUGGCCAAUAAGCUGAAAGUGCCCUUGAAACAUCCCAUACCGUACGUGUUAAUCACCCACAUCGGAGUUCAGUCGACAUCUUGCUACACCAUAUAUAAAUGUUCCAUAAAAAUGCGCACCAUUCAAGACUCGGCCAUUGCCGAAAAAGGCCUCCCGGAUAUACAAUCUAAUUUUUAUGUUGGCUCCGAUGGUUAUGUCUACGUCGGUCGUGGCUGGAACUGGGCAAACACAUAUGCCAACAGUUCAUUGGCGAUCACUUUCAUGGGCGACUAUGGACGCUACGAACCGAACGAGAAACAGGUGGAGGCUACACAGUACUUGUUGGCAUACGGCCUGACCAAUAAAUUCAUUGACUUGAAUUAUAAAUUAGUGGCUCAAAAUCAGACAAAACAAACGAAGAGCCCCGGAGCCAAUGCAUACCGCAUCAUUAAGAAGUGGCCGCAUUUCUAUCCCUGCGGCAUGGACGAUAAUCCAAAAUGUGGCAGUGAACUGGGAUUACCUUAUCCAUGGGACGCUCAAAUGUGA
Musca vetustissima is the source of this 1067-nucleotide messenger RNA. RefSeq names its product peptidoglycan-recognition protein LA (gene PGRP-LA). Gene Ontology annotation, biological process: peptidoglycan catabolic process. The transcript is spliced from 5 exons. The record is from RefSeq and is a predicted model, not a curated record. Lineage: Eukaryota; Metazoa; Arthropoda; Insecta; Diptera; Muscidae. Gene Ontology annotation, molecular function: N-acetylmuramoyl-L-alanine amidase activity; zinc ion binding. Bases 3 to 1067 code for a protein of 354 amino acids.